AUGUGGGAGCGGAAAAAGGCACAACAAGAGGCUAUGGCACGAGGCGAAGUGCCAAGUGUACUACCAACCAAGCGCUCAUCCACGGCUCGCACACAAGCGAACCAGCUGCCAGACGAGUAUGUGCCGCCGAACCGGAUUCUCUUUUUGCAGCAAAUGCCCGCAACUGUGACGCACGAAGAGCUGACACGGAUCUUUGGUCACCUGCCCAAUCUAUACCAAGUGCGUACGAUCCCUGGCCGCACCGAUAUUGCGUUCGUCGAGUUUCACGAUAUUCCUUCCAGUGUCGCCGCACGCGAGGCUACGAAUGGCUAUGCAUUCCCCACAGGCGAGCAUCUCAAAGUGUCAUUCGCUCGUGCAUAG
Messenger RNA from Malassezia globosa CBS 7966, 360 nucleotides. RefSeq lists its product as uncharacterized. Gene Ontology annotation, cellular component: U1 snRNP. The transcript has a single exon. The coding region runs from base 1 to 360 and encodes 119 amino acids. Gene Ontology annotation, molecular function: U1 snRNA binding. The record is from RefSeq and is a predicted model, not a curated record. Lineage: Eukaryota; Fungi; Basidiomycota; Malasseziomycetes; Malasseziales; Malasseziaceae. Gene Ontology annotation, biological process: mRNA splicing, via spliceosome.